AUGAAUAGAAACCGCCAGUUAUUAUUGGUUGUCGGGUUGGUAUUCCAUUUCUUCUACCUAUGGUCUAUUUUUGAUAUAUAUUUUGUCCUGCCUUUGGUGCAUGGCAUGGAACAUCAAAAGUCCACUGAUACUCCACCUGCCAAAAGAUUAUUUUUAAUUGUGGGAGAUGGGCUCAGAGCUGAUAAAACGUUCCAAAAGUUGACGCACCCUACAACUGGAAAAGAAGAGUACCUCGCGCCUUACUUGAGGAAUUUGGUGCUCAAUGAGGCUACUUGGGGUAUCUCAAAUACUAGAAUGCCCACGGAAUCGAGACCUGGACAUGUUGCUAUGAUUGCAGGAUUUUACGAAGACGUUUCCGCUGUUACUAAGGGAUGGAAGGAGAAUCCAGUUGAUUUUGAUUCAUUUUUCAACCAGUCUACUCAUACCUAUUCCUUUGGCUCGCCAGAUAUCUUACCUAUGUUCGCUUAUGGUGACAACGUUGUUCCUGGUAGAAUUGAUGUUUGUAUGUAUGGGCAUGAAUUUGAAGACUUCACUCAGUCCUCUAUCGAAUUAGACUCAUUUGUGUUCAAGCAUUUCGAUGAUUUAAUGAAUAAUCUGACUACCAACAAGACAUUGCACGAUGAAUUACAUCAAGAAGGGAACGUGUUUUUCUUACAUUUAUUAGGUCCUGACACAGCUGGCCAUGCUUACAGGCCAUAUUCCGCCGAAUAUUAUGAUAAUAUUAAAUAUAUCGACGAAAAGUUGUCAAAAUUGAUCCCAAGAAUCCAUGAAUUUUUCGGAGAUGAAGAUUCUGCAUUUGUUUUUACGGCUGACCAUGGGAUGUCCGAUUUUGGGGCACAUGGUGAUGGUCACCCAAACAACACUAGAACUCCAUUAAUCGCAUGGGGUGCCGGUGUAAAUAAGCCAAAAAAAUUAAAUGAUUUAUCUGGCAUAGAGAAAAGACAGCAAGUUUUGAAACAAGAUCCAGUUAAUUCCGGAUACGAAGAAGACUUUUUCGAUACUUGGGAGUUUGACCACUUAGCCAGGCAUGAUGUCAAACAGGCUGAUAUUGCUCCAUUGAUGGCAUACUUGAUUGGUGCUAACUACCCUUCAAAUUCGGUUGGUGAGUUACCUUUGAACUAUCUCGAUGGCAAUUCAUUAACUAAAAUUAAGGCAUUAUACAAGAAUGCUUUAGGGAUCGUAGAACAAUACAGAGUUAAAGAAGUUGAAGUUUUUAACCAUCAAUUUAACUUUAAACCUUAUAACCCAUUUGAAAAGAAGAGUGUGGAUGAAUAUAAGUCUGAUAUUGAAAAUCUCAUUUUCAGAUUAGAAAACUUGAAUGAUGACCAGGAAAUAAACCCUGAAUUGUAUGAAAAGAUGGCAAUCAUCUUAUCUGAGAAUUUAAUGAAGACUGCACUUGAUGGGUUGACUUAUUUACAAACUUACAAUUGGUUGUUAUUGAGGUCGAUCGUCACUAUGGGGUUCAUUGGGUGGAUCGUUUAUUCCUUUACUAUUUUCUUGAAAAUGUUCAUUUUACCACAAUCUGAAGAGAACGAAGACGCAGAAGAAGAAAGUGCAUUAGAUUUAUCAUUUUCAUUGCUUAACGUCUCCUUUGGAACGUUAGCACUUUCGAUCAAUUACCUUUUAUUCUACCAAGGCUCGCCAUUUAACUACUACAUGUAUGCAUUUUUCCCACUAUUCUUCUGGUAUAAUAUCAUCAAUGAGAAGGAUAUUCUCUUCGAGGGCUUGGAGGAAUUUCUCUACGGUAUUUCCAGAAGUACCAAAAUAUUUAUACUCGUUACAUUUGUCGGAAUGUAUGAAGGUAUUGUCUAUGGAUUUUUCGAGAGAAUUAUGUUCUCUGUUAUCUUUGUCUUGGUUGGAUUAUAUCCACUGUUGAUCGUUAACGAGCAAAAUAAAAUUACCAUAUUUCAAAAGUUUGUCUGGUUCUUUACUUGCUUGAGUAUGUGUAUUUUUACCAAUUUAGAUCCAGUUAAAGUUGAAGAUUUAGAUCAAAUUAAUGCUGGGACCGUUUUAUCCUUUAUUGUUGGUUUAGUAGGUACAUACCACAUCUUUCCAACUAUUGCUGAGAAUUCAGUUAAUGUGGCUUUGGUUGGCGCUCAACAUGCUUGUAUUAUAUUAAUUUCGUAUGCAACAAAUGUUUCAGUGGUGUCAUUACAGGCAAGAACUGGAUUGCCAUUUCAUUCACAAGUGCUUGGCUGGGUUGUUUUCAUUGUUUCGUUAAUUGUGUUGCCUUUAUUGUAUACUAUAAAGCCAUCCAAGGAUUACAAAUUUAGGAUGUUAAUCAUUUAUUUGACAUUCGUACCCACAUUUGUUAUUUUGACAAUUUCAUUUGAAUUACUCUUUUACGUUGGAUAUUCUUUAGUGUUGGUUCAAUGGUUAGUUAUUGAGCAAUCAUUGAGAAAUGCCCAUCACAUCACAAAGGCAGGAGCAGUCGAUAAGAGAGUGAAGGGACACUGGUUACAAAUUAUUAGAAUUACCAUCAUUGGAUUCUUUUUCUUACAAUUUGCGUUCUUCGGUACUGGUAAUAUUUCAUCCAUAUCAUCAUUUUCAUUGGAUUCCGUUUAUAGGUUAAUACCUAUUUUUGAUCCGUUCCCCAUGGGGGCUUUAUUGAUGUUAAAGCUUAUUAUUCCAUACGUUUUGUUAUCCACAUGUCUUGGUAUAAUGAACCAUCAGUUAGAUAUUAAAAAGUUCACUAUUUCAACGUUGAUUAUCUCGACGAGUGAUUUCCUUUCAUUAAAUUUCUUCUUCUUGGUAAGAACUGAAGGAUCCUGGCUUGAUAUAGGAGUCAGCAUUUCAAACUACUGUUUAGCAAUUUUAUCUUCAUUAUUCAUGUUAAUAUUAGAAGUUGUCAGUUCAAUUUUACUUCGUGGAGUUGAGAUCAACCAUUUACCAAGAGAAGUCGAUGGGAUCAAAUUGCAAGAAAGUUUAAUCAAGGAUGAAAAUCCAAUUGCAUCUAGAGUUAGAAGAAGAAAGAAGGAUUAG
Dujonia railenensis is the source of this 2982-nucleotide messenger RNA. Lineage: Eukaryota; Fungi; Ascomycota; Pichiomycetes; Serinales; Debaryomycetaceae. The record is from the annotation of a GenBank genome assembly.